Seminavis robusta is the source of this 2268-nucleotide messenger RNA. The record is from the annotation of a GenBank genome assembly. Lineage: Eukaryota; Bacillariophyta; Bacillariophyceae; Naviculales; Naviculaceae.
AUGAACAACGCUGUUGUUACAUGUCCCGGUAUCUGUGAGGACGCCUUUGGAUCUUCGUCCUUCAGAACCACCAGCAACGACAGACAACCAUGCGCUUUCAGGAUUCUUUUGAAGCCAUCAGAGCUGAUGUCUGGCCUCGUUCAACGCUUUCGGCGUGUCCAAAAUGCAAACAGCGACCCUCUCCACCACAACAACACGGCCGCCAUGCAAGCAAGGCGCAAGGCAAUGAAUAACCGAACCAAUGCUGCCGCUCGAAAGCAGCCACCGCCACGGCGCCCUUUGGGCAUUGCUGCUCUGGGAAAAGGAGCAAGAGGAACAGCCGCAAGCAUCAAUGCCACCAGCGAUGGGGGUAAAGGCAAACUUGCGUCUCGUCUCAAACAAAAGCUGGCCUACAAUCGACAAUUGCAACAAACGAUACUGACGGCCUUGAAGGACAUGACUCAGCAAAUGGGCGACAAUCGACGCACCGCAUCAAACAUAACACAGCAGUUGUAUUUGGUGACAGAAGGGAAGGGAAAAGAAACAACUCUGACAAAUAGUGAAGCUUCUAGUGGUGCAGUAGCAGCGGAAGAAGCCAACACUGCUGAAGAAGGAGCUACAAAACAAGGUGGUAAGAAAAAGUCAGUAAAGACCACAAAGAUAAAAGAAAAGGCAUCCAAAAAACGGGCCAAACAGAAGGAAGAGUCUGCUUUGGCCCCACUGUUUCCUACUCAAGAUGUGGCCACUGUGCGAGACUUUUUCCAGAAAGUAAUUGCUGAAGGAAAAGACACGGUUGGUCCAGAAAAGAACAUUGUUGAGGAAGCCAAAAAACAUUCUCGGAUGACUGCGGCCCGAUUGCUGGCUAGAUGGGACUGCGAUAUUGAAAAGAAAAGACCGUGGAAUCGAGCCUUCUUUUCAGAUCCCAUGGGUACACAGCCAAAACCAAAUCCAGAUACGCUGAAACGGCGACGGAUUCGGUCUCAUGUGCCUUGCUUUGACCAUACAUCACCUCGCUGGACCAAACAGGAAUCCAAGCUAGUUCUGGAAGCUUGUGCCAAUGGCGGAGACGACGAUUCAUCAUCGUCACUUCCAAAAGAGAAUCAUGCAAAUGCCACGGUUGUUGCCACCGCCACCGCAAUCGUUGAUGCUGCGGUCCAUGAAACCAUCCAUGCAGCUGCCACGCCGGGCAAAGAUCAUGGAGGUGAAGACGAUGACAUGGGUGCCAUGACUAGAGAAUCCGAAACAGAGCCAGAUAUUGACUUUGGCAAAGUUGCUCAACAUGUCAAUGAAUGUCGUAAAGCGGAUUCAGAUCGUCCAUAUCGGUUGUCCAGAACCGCGGAAGAAUGCCGGGUACACUACCAGCGGUUGCAAUGCGAGCAGCAGCCAAGUCUAUCCAAGGCGGAAGUGGCUUUGGUGGUACAGCAAGUAGAGGAACAGCAAACUGUUGCCAACACUACUGGUAAUACCACCACAACCCAACCGACCAUCAUCAACUGGCAGGACAUUGCGGAAAAGAUUGGCAGGGACCGCAGUCCUUGGCAAUGCUUUGUCGCAUAUCGCAAGUACCAAACCAAACAAUUGACUGCAGUUUGGACACCCACUCAAGAUGAGCUGCUCCUCAAGUACUUGGCCGCUCAGGGACCGCAGUUUGUGCUGGAUGUGGCAGCCGCCGAAGACAUGUCACGACGGUUGUUUCCCGACAAGACCAGCACUCAAAUUUUCUUGCGUGCAAACUUGUCACUGGUCAACCCCAAACUCGAACAGGGACCCUGGUCCAUCCAAGAGGAACGAAAGCUGGUCCUGUGUCGCAAAAUUUAUCAAAAGGCACCGCAUCUGGUCCCUGGGCACUUUCCUCAUCGAUCGGCACGGGGUGUUCGGGAGAAAUGGAGUCGAUGCCUGGAUCCAGCGUAUACCAAGAGACGACCCUUUUCGGAAGAGGAUGAUAAGCGUCUGCGGCAAGCUGUGCAGGAAGCAUUGAAAAAUGGUGGCAGCAUCUCCUGGAGCGAAUUGACCAAAAAACAUUUCCCUGAUCGGAGACCUGAGAUUCUGAGGACACGUUGGCUCCAAGAAUUGGCUUCGGAUGCAGAUCUCUUGCUCAAAAUCAAGAACGAAGUGGCAGCUCGACAAGAACUGGAACUACUGGCCAGAAGCAGUACUGGGGUUGAAGACGGCAGCAGCAAUGAGCCAUCGGAAACUGAUCUGAGCGAUUUUGUGCUGCAGCUGGUCCCAGAGAAAAAGCAACCCAAAGGUUCGGCCAAGAGAAAGAGGCCAGCCAAAAAGAAAUCUUAG